AUAAUGUGUAAUACGCGUGUGUAGUGGGCAGCAACGGCGGCGGCGGCACCGGUCGGUCGGGCCCCGUCAGACGCCAGUUGCUAGUGGAAAUAUAGCGAGCGCGCACGUCGGCCGCUGCUCUCGGCGUCGACGUCCGCGAAACACGCGACCCCCUCAAACGCGCCGUUCUCGGUUACCGUUUCGGUGUUGCUUCGACGAGUUUUCCUGCCCCCCUCGAAAACCGAAAGACAUUCCGUUAAUCCGGCACUUGUACAAGCCACCCGCGAAAAUUGCCCCGGAACCCUCCCCCGCCCCCGCUCAUCGCGCCACGGAGACGGCGGUUGAAAAACAAUAAUAUUCGCGGCGAGAGGACGACGGUAACAUCCGCGAGUGAGGACGAAUUUUUUUUUUUUUUUUUACUUAAACCUCCCCACCGCGACGUUUGGAGAUUGGCCGGCCGCCGAAGAUGCACUCGGAAAAACGUCCGCCCGACGUCGUUUUCCGCCGCACGUCCGCUGCACCGCUACGACCCGCGUCCGCCGGAAAACGUCGGAUCAUGUAAUCAUCAUAUUGGCUGUGACUCGAAACCGACUUCCCUCCCCCCACCCCCGGCACUGGCAGCAAGCACGUCGCAGGUAGUACCCUGCACACACACACACACACACCUAACACACACCUAAACACAUCGAACACACACGCACACACCUAACACACACGCACACACACACACACAUAAACGAAUAUUAUAUGCACAUCGUACACGGGUGCACUGUAUAGAGAGAGAGUCGCCACCACACAGAGCGCAACACAGCCACUGCACCGCCGCAACCGACGUGACCACCACGCCACGUCGACGAUGCGCUACCGGAGACGCGCGGGCGUGACGUCCGCGACGCGCUACAACUGCGCCGGGCCGCCGUGACUCUCGCCAAACAUGGCCAAAGACAAAAAACCGGAGAAAAACAACGGAUCGAAAAAAGGAACGGUCACCUGCGAACGGACGUACGUGUCGGACAGGUGUUCGCGAACCGCCGGCCAGGAGACCAGACGAUCGCCGCCCAGCAGCCCGGCAACGAUACGCGUGCUAGACCUGCCGUGCAGACACCAGCGACGGGGCGCCGUGCGCGACAAGAGGACCGCGGUGUCGCUCGACAAGCCCCGCCCGGCGCACCAGCGCGCCGACAACGCGUACGUGGAGACGCCGUUCGUGGACGGCGCCGUGUCGCUGCAGCUCCAGCAGGGGCCCUCGACCGCGUCCUGCUCGUCGGCGCUGUACCGCCCGCCGCCGUACUCCGCCGUCACCGCACCGAACACUCGCGCCGCGAACGGCGGCCGCACCGACCUGCCGGUCAUCGAGUUCGCCGCGGACAUGAUGAGAUCGUCCGCCGAACCGCCGCCCCGGCCCGGCGAGGGCAUCAUCGACGAGUUUCCGGCGUACGUGCCGUGGAAGGCGGAACAACAGCGCGCGCCGCAGCCAGAGGCGCCGGCGUGCAACGUGUGCCACAAGUGCCGGUGCGCCACGUGCCAGAAGCUGUGCAAGUAUCCGGGCAUGCGCGUGUGCGGCGUGCUGGACGUGCAGUCGCGGUGCGACGAGGCGUGCGUCGAGACGACCACGGUGUGCGUGCCGUGCGUCCGGAAGACGGCCAGAUGUCCGGCCGCGGACGCCGCCAGGGCCCAGGCCGCAGCAGCCGCGGCGGCCAACGCCGACAAUAACGCCAACGCGGCCGCCGAAAAAUCGGCCGACGACGACGACGACGACGACGACAACGACAACGACAACAAUGACGGCGACGACCGGCCGGCCGCGGCCGCGGUGGACGCGCGCGCCGCGCCGCCCAAGUGCCGGUUGCGCUGGCUGCUGUGCUGCCUGUGCUGCCCGUGCCCGUGCUGUUCGGUGGACGACGUGGUCGAGUGUUCGACCGGAUGUCGCGGCAACGUCAACGUGUCCGGUUGCGAGUGCGUCGACUGGGAGGCGCUGAGGCGGAACAACCGGCGCCGGGUGAACGCCGCCGCUGCAGCCGUGGCCGCGGCCAGAGACCGCCGCCGAUGCCGCGACAACCACUAUUACAUCACGGCGCUGCCUCAUUUGGCUGCCAACCACGCCGCCGACAAGUCCGCCGCCGUCACACCGACCGUCGAGAAGAAGAGCCGAUUGCGAAAUUUCCUACGUUUUUAGUCGACGACUAAUAACAUAAUAUUAUAACAAUUAUUAUUGUGCGCACGCGCGCUCGCGUGUAGCAGACGAUAUUAUAUAUUAUGUGUAUGUAAUAUUACUGUCCGCGUCGAUUACUCCGGCAAGUACAGGCGUAUUCGUCUAUAUAAUAUAUAUAUAUAUAUAUUGUUCCGUGUAUAUUGUAUAUGUACAUAUAAUAUAGUAUGCGAUAAGUAUUUUGUCCUAUACAUUAUGGUAAUGAUAAUAAUUAUUAUUAUUGUUAGUUAGUUAGUUAGUUAGUUUUAAUAAUAUAUUAUAUAGUUGUCAGGGCUUGAAAUCGAUAUUAAAUAUUGAUAAUCGAAUAUUUUGACGAUAUCCAAUAUUUAUAUCGAAAAAAAAAAAAUUAUCACCAAAAAUUCAUACCAAACCAUAAUUAUUACAUUUUUGUUUACAAAUCCUAUUAGAAAUUUAAAAAAAAUUAAUUACAUUUAAAAACUUUAGCCAACUUUAUUGCAAGUCUGCAAUUUCUAUAAUAAUUUUCUAGGCCGCGCGUAUGGAAUCGCGUCAACGACGAUCUCACAAGUACGGCUCGUAGGUAGGUAGAUAUCAAAAUUAAAACAGUACAAAUUUAACCGAUACCCACCUUUUUUAAAUUGGAAAAAAUCAAAAAAAAAAAUCAUAUAAAUCGAUAGUGUGCAACAAUAUAAAAUCACUUAAAAAAUUAAAUUAAAAUUUCAUUUCGAUUUCAAGCCCUGGUAGUAUGGUAUUAAAGUAGUGGUAAUAGUUAAAUAAUUUUAGUCAACAUUAGUCACUAUCUAACGUUGUUAUUAUUAGUCUGUUUUUCAAUCCUGCAGAUACGGUUUUCAGCUGCAAUUAACAACACUGCUUAUCAACUCGUCUCCGUUACUUUCUCGUUGAUUUACCUAUGUUCGUGCGAAUUGCAUCCCUGAACCAUUAUUCGGAAUAUAUAGUACGCAAACACCAUUGCAAAACUGAUCCAAACAAUCCCACCUUCAUUUGUCUCUGUAUACGCGUAUACGGACGAUCCAUUCAUUUCUUCUUUUCCACACAGUAAUUUCAUCUGAUGUUUUCUCCCUUCUUAUUCAUUUGCAGGUCACCAUAUCAGUCCCAAUUUUCUCGAACACACUUGAGUGGCACUACCUCUCAAAAGUUCCUGUUCUACAUUUUCUUUUUUUUUUUACUCAAUUUACAGCGCAAUCUUCCACUUUUCGAAGACAUUGAUAAUGCCCUAAAAGUAUAUACAUAUAGCGUUAACCUAUCAUUGCAUUGCGAGACGUGUCAUCGUCGCAAAAGCCAAUACACAUUUAAGAGUAAGUUCGUUUCACGUUUUUCUUUUAACUAUUUCCGAGUAGUUUCAGCGCGCCUGUUCAAACGUGAUAGUUUAGUAUAUAUAGUAUGAACAGGUAUUAGAGUUUUAUUAUAUAUUAUUUUGAUUUUCGAAAAUGCGUUAAAAUUUCUAAAUUAUUGUAUAAGUCGAUAACAUGAUUUGUUUAUCCAGCUUUGAAUAAGCAUACCUAAUAUUAUGUUGUGUGGUAGUAAUAAUGAACUAUUCGUGUACGUCUGAGUAUCUAAAUUAAAUUAUUAGUCGUUUAAUAUAAUAUAUAGAUCAUAGGUAGGUUAUUUAGUUUUAUUCCUUGUAUUAUAUACAUACUAUUAUUAUUAUUAUAUAUUAUGAUAUCGUAUCACUUUGCAUCUAAUGCAAAUACAAAAAAAAAAUAGUAUAUAAUAUACAUAUCCAUUGUAUAUUAUGGGACGCACAAAAUUAUUACGACAAUAUAAUUUAUCAUACCCUUUUUUUUAAUUUUAAUGGCCGUUGUCAUGAACAUCGACAAAAGUGUCUUUAUAUUGUGCUAAAUAACUUUUUUUUUUUCAAUAUAAUUUAAUUAUUUAAUAAUUUCAGUGAUAUAAUUUAUUUACGACGGUGUGUUAUAGUCAUUUAUCUCAUGUAUAUAAAUGUUAUGAUGCAAAUAAUUUCAUAUUAUAACCUGACUUUAAAAUUACCUUUAUCAUAAUAUUAUUAAGUGUAAAUAGUUUUACUAUAUAUUUAUUAACUUUUUAUUCCUCGUGUUAUUAUAUGAUAAACCAUAGGGAUCUACAGAGAAAAGAAGGCGGAACCUAUUUGUAAAUAACAAUUAAAAACGUUAAAAUUAAUAAUAAUAAAUACAAUAUUUACCAUAUAUACUCAAAUAUAAUCAAGUACAAAAAAAAAAAAAAUACAUAAAUAAUAAUAAUAACAUUACCCUAUAUUAUUGUAAUUUAUUGUGUGUGGUUCUGUAUGAAAUUUCAAAAAAAAAAAAAAUAUUUAAUUGUCGUUUUAAGCUUAUUAUUAUAUUAUGAUAAUGUUAUAUACGUAAAACAUUAAAAUUACGCGUACGCCCACGCGGGCAAUGUUUGUUUUCUGAUAAUAUCGAAUUAUGUGUAUAAUCAUAUUAUUAUUAUUAUUAUUAUUAUUACUAUUAAUAUUAUUAUAUACUAUGUUAUUAUUAAUUAUUAUUAGUAUCAUAAGAAUCGUUAUUUUUGACGUCUGCAGUCGGGUCAGACAAUUAUUUCCCCGCGUAUGCGCGAUUUGUCGAAACUCGCGUUUAUAAAAUCGUUUUCCCCCUCGGCGGUAAGAAACCUCAUCGGUGACCAUAUUAAACUACCGUUGUGAUAUCGACACACCCGCGGUUGUCGUCGCCUCGAAAAACGGGUCGGUCGUACGAAAUACGGUACAUUUUAUAUGAUAUAAUAAUACCGUCGUUGUGUAUACGUUCUGACGGAAAAUGCAAAAAAUGUGAUUUAUUUCAAUCAUAAAUCGUACGAUUCGCGUAACACGGUCGUCGUAUACGAUAAACGGAACCGGCGGGAUUCGCGGGCCAGUCGGAAAACCGCCGUCCCCUCCGACAGACAACCGUCGCGCCGAAAUACCUACUUCCGGUAUCGUAUAGUGUCGUCUUCCGCGAUUGUCAUGUACGUAUACGCGUAUUACGAUAUCGUCCGCUACCGACCGUCAUAUCAUAUAAAAUACAACGGGCGGCGUCGCAUCGAAAUAAUAUAUUUUAUCGUUUCGCCCACGCGCGUAGGCUUCGCGUAUAUUAUAAAACAAAAAAAACGUCGUUCGAACGGAGUGUGUACCUAAUAACAAUAUUAUUAUUAUAUAGAACGGUUGUGCCGGCGCGACGACCGCGAAUUCUCGGCGCCGAUAGUACUAUACCAAUAUUACAAUGAUAAUGAUAAUGAUAAUAAUAAUAAUAAUAUUAUAACGGUUUUUUAGUAAUGCGUUUCGCUAUACACACACACACGAGAUAAUACGGCGCGAAAUAUCGGACGAAUUAUAAUAACGAGACGAGUACCGCACCCGUAGGUGCAUAUCAUACUUAUUAUAUUAUGCGGAUAUUUAUACGAUACCGUUCCGAUCGGAACCGGCGACCGGUGUAUAGGUAAUACUGUUUUAUUCCUUCGUGUCCGCGUGAUCGCGGUCGUUCUCUCUCUCUCUCUAUCUCACACACACACCUCCCGACUCGACAAAUCUCCGUACCGCAAAUCUUUAUACGGAUUAAUAUAUUAUAAUUAUUAUAAAAAAAAAAAAAAAUAUUAUUAUACAUGUUACAUUGGAUGUUUUUAAAUGUUAUUCACGCAUUGUACAUAUACCUAUUACGAGCCUUUACAUAUAUAUUAUUAUUUUUAUUAUUAUUAUUAUUAUUAUUAUUAUUAUUACCUAUUAUUAAUUAUUAUGGACGUGUUAUUCUAUUCGAGAGAAAUAUUUUAUAGGAAGAUCAUAUUAUUAUUUUAAACACAAAUAAUAUUAAUGUCAUAUUGAUGUGUUAUAUUUAUUGUAUAUGAAUUUCUACACCAAGAGCAUGCGCACACACAUCGAUGGAUCGUUCGUGUUCGUCAUUAUAAUAUAUAUAUAUAUAUAAAGGUAUAUUAUGCCUAUCCUCACCUACGUACAGUAUACCUAAUAUAAACAGUCGUUGAACAAAGCUCAGUGGAAAUGUAAUAAACAUGUUUUACAGGUCCGUCCUAUAUAAAAAUUGUAUUGAACUAGCUCGUGUAUCGUUAGAUUACAAAAUAUAUUUAUUUCCACACAAUAUUCAUUAAUCUCAUAUUGCGAUAGAAUUUUAUUGAAAAAAAAAAAUGUCAUCGACCGUCAAGUGUUUGGUCUCAAUUCGCAUUAUACGGCGAUGCGCAUGCUUAUGGUGUUGGUUCGUGUUAUUUAUGAUGAUAAUAUAUAAUAAUAUUAUAAUAAAUUGUUGUGAUUAAAAUAUAUUUGAAUUUUCAGCUGUGUUUAUUAUGUAAUGUUAUUAUAAGUAUAAGAAUUAAACGUAAUGAUUUCUCAAAAACCUAACUAUAGGUAACUAUUAUUAUAUAAUAUGUAACGAUCAAUGGAUUUUUUUUUUCAAUUUCCCUAUUAAUUAUUAUAAUUUUUUAAGUCUCUCAAAUAUCAAAAUAUAAUAAUAUGUUUCUAAGACUAAGUAUCGGCAUUGGUUAGCACCGGAUUGUAAGCACCGGUCCAUAUUUAUUACUGGCUACUGCUGAUCUAUCUCUAGUCAUAAAUAUUAUUCAAAAUAUCGAUACAAAUAUCAUUUUUACUACUUGGAAUGUUUUUAUUUCAUAUAAAAUAUUUUUUUUUGUAUAA
Rhopalosiphum padi (bird cherry-oat aphid) is the source of this 6770-nucleotide messenger RNA. Its product is annotated as atherin-like. The transcript has 3 exons. NCBI's taxonomy places the organism in Eukaryota, Metazoa, Arthropoda, Insecta, Hemiptera, Aphididae. The record is from RefSeq and is a predicted model, not a curated record. Bases 914 to 2155 code for a protein of 413 amino acids.